AUGGCACACAAAUUUGAAGUGACAGAGCACCAAUGGACAGAUGUAGAAACGUUAAUUAAAUUGCUUAAACCUCUACAGAUUAUGACCUCGCAUAAUGUAAGUGAUGAUGAAAUAACUGAAUAUUUUAAAACCACUGUAAUUAGGGAACUAUCAGAUCGUUUUAAAUUAUUGUGGUGUCCUUCUAGUGUCGUGUCUGCUAGGCAAAUAGCGUCUUUAAUCGACCCAAGAUUCAAGGACUUAGAGCAUGAAACGGUUGAUGCAAGGGAAGAAAUUCGGACACGGGUUAAAAAUUUGAUAAAAGAAAUAGCUGAAAUUAAUUGCGAUGUGAAAAUUGAAACACCUGUCAAUAAACAUCACGGGGAUCUUGAAUUUCUGUUCGGUGAUGAAAUAAAUUGUAAUACAGCUGAUAAUGACAUUCAGUAUCAACAUUACUUGGCAGAACCACAGUUAAAAUUUGAUUUUGAUGCACUAGAAUGGCGGAAGACGCGUGCAUCAAAAUAUCUACUAAUUGUUGCUCUGGCAACGAAAUAUUUAGGGAUACCAGCAACGUCAGUUAGUUCUGAAAGAUGUUUCUCAACCGCUGGAAACAUAGAGACGGCCAAGAGAAGUUGUUUGGCGCCCGAGACCGUAAACAUGCUGAUUUUUCUUCACCAGAACAAACAAUUAUUAUAA
Myzus persicae (green peach aphid) is the source of this 672-nucleotide messenger RNA. RefSeq lists its product as uncharacterized. NCBI's taxonomy places the organism in Eukaryota, Metazoa, Arthropoda, Insecta, Hemiptera, Aphididae. Bases 1 to 672 code for a protein of 223 amino acids. Gene Ontology annotation, molecular function: protein dimerization activity. The transcript is spliced from 2 exons. The record is from RefSeq and is a predicted model, not a curated record.